Molecule: messenger RNA, 1719 nt
Organism: Cyphellophora attinorum
Lineage: Eukaryota; Fungi; Ascomycota; Eurotiomycetes; Chaetothyriales; Cyphellophoraceae
Product: Carboxypeptidase cpdS
Exons: 3
Coding region: 1-1719 (572 amino acids)
Biological process (GO): proteolysis
Molecular function (GO): serine-type carboxypeptidase activity
Source: RefSeq, a predicted model, not a curated record
AUGUAUAUACAGACCUUCGCUCUGGCCGCUCUGGCCACUUGCGCUCUGGGAGCCGUGAGCAAUCCUCACCACAAGGCGCAGCAAUAUGCGCGACCUAAGGUCGUUGCGCGCACACCUGAACCACGAAGGCUCGAUAAGCGUGCAUCCAGUCCUUUCUUAACGAACAAAACAGAGCAAUUCUCCGUGAAUGGCACCGGACUGCCCGAGAUCAACUUCGACGUCGGCGAGUCAUAUGCUGGGACCCUUUCGAUCAACAACGACACCAGCAAUGAGAACGCGCUUUUCUUUUGGUUCUUCCCAUCUGAUAACCCAGAUGCUUCCAAUGAGAUCACAAUCUGGCUAAAUGGCGGUCCUGGCUGCUCGUCACUGGAUGGCUUCUUCCAAGAGAAUGGCCCAGUGUUAUGGCAAAGCGGGACGUACGAGCCGCAGCCUAAUCCGUUCAGUUGGACGAACCUGACCAAUAUGGUGUGGGUGGAUCAACCUGUUGGCACGGGACUCGGCUCCUAUGCUGAAGGCUAUCCCGCAAACAUCACCAACGAGAUGAUCGUUGGCGCCAACUUCGCAGGCUUCUGGAAGAACUUCAUCGAUACGUUCAAUAUGACUGGGUACGAUGUCUACCUCACUGGGGAAUCCUAUGCUGGCCAGUACAUCCCAUACAUCGCACAGACCAUGCUUGAGCAGAACGACACUGAAUACUAUAACGUCAAAGGCAUUCAGAUCAAUGAUCCUUCGAUUGGAGACGACGCUGUGCUCAUCUACGCACCGUCGGUCACGCACAUGAACAAAUAUCUCCCGGUAUUCGGUCUGAACGACACUUUCGUUGAGUCUGUCAAUCAGCGCGCAGAGCAAUGCGGCUACUUCAGUUUUAUGGAGGAAGCUCUGACUUUCCCGCCCCAGAGCAAGUUCACUGCCCCAAAUAUCAGUGCUGAGGGCUGCUCUAUCUGGGACGACAUCAUUACCGCCUCGAUCUACGUCAAUCCGUGCUUCAAUUUCUACCACCUCACAGAUUACUGUCCCUUCCUCUGGGACGAGAUGGGAUUCCCGUCUCUCGGAAUCGGCCCAAACAACUACUUCAACCGCUCAGACGUCCAGGAAGCGCUCCACGCUAAGGCUGACUACGCUGUCUGCGGUGAUAACUCAUUAGGACUGCUCGAUCCUGGCGAUGAGUCUCUGCCCAGUUCUUUCACCGCCCUGCCGUAUGUGAUCGAGCGAACCAACAACGUCAUUGUCGGAAACGGGCUCUUGGAUUAUCUCAUCAUAGCCAACGGCACGCUUGCUACACUCAACAACAUGACCUGGAAUGGUGCUCAAGGCUUCUCCGAGGCGCCCUCUGGCAAGUUCUUCGUCCCGUACAACCCAUCUAUCGGCGAAGUUGUUUUGGAGACGACAACCCAGCCCAUUCCGGCAAUCCCUGUCGGUCUUGUCUCUGGCGGUGGCACACUGGGUACCACGCACACCGAACGAGGCCUGACCUGGGUUACGGUCGAUCUGGCUGGACAUGAAAUUCCACAAUACGUCCCGAGUGCUGCCUACCGACAGCUCGAGUUCUUGUUGGGCCGGAUCGAUAAUCUGACGACCAUUGAUGAUCACUUUACUACGCAGACAGGUAAUUAUUCUGGUACUUCGCCACCAAGUCCGGACUACUCGGACAGCAAUUCAAGCGAAGCUGCGGGAGCGUACCUUCCACGACGAGCGGCGGGCAGUGGGCCUCUGUGGUAA